Messenger RNA from Hypanus sabinus (Atlantic stingray), 1830 nucleotides. RefSeq names its product protein arginine methyltransferase 3 (gene prmt3). NCBI's taxonomy places the organism in Eukaryota, Metazoa, Chordata, Chondrichthyes, Myliobatiformes, Dasyatidae. The coding region runs from base 70 to 1653 and encodes 527 amino acids. The transcript is spliced from 16 exons. The record is from RefSeq and is a predicted model, not a curated record. Gene Ontology annotation, biological process: peptidyl-arginine methylation. Gene Ontology annotation, cellular component: nucleus. Gene Ontology annotation, molecular function: protein-arginine N-methyltransferase activity.
UGAACCAUCGCAAUGACCUGGAAGUGGAUGCCGGGCGAGGAGGUGUCUGACAGACGUUGGUGACUGAGCAUGGCUGAGCAGCGAGACAAAGAGGAUGAACUGGACGACAUGCCUGAACUCCUGGAAGCCGAUGAUGACAUGUGGUGUGACUGGGAUGAAGGAGAUCACAGCAAAUGCGAAUUGCAAGUACGCUGUCUGUUUUGUGAAAGAUUGUUCCACUCUGCUCAAGAUACAUUUUCUCACUGUACAUCAGAGCAUCAAUUUGACAUUAACCAAAUGGUCCACAAGCAUGGUCUUGACUGUUAUCAGUAUAUCAAGCUUGUCAAUUUCAUUAGAAUCACAAAUCCUUCCGCAGAAUUUUUUCAGUCCAUUCAUGAUGAAGUCCCCUGGGAUAAAGAAGAAUAUAUGAAACCAUUUUGCACUGAGGACCCAUUACUCCAGUUUGAUAUUGAUGAGAUCUGGGAGCACGUGGUGCAGAAGCCAUGUCCAUCUGAGCAAACUAAUGAUCCAGGCCAGGUCCAAGCCUCCCACCUCCAAAGCUUGGCGGAGGUAGAGAGGAGGGCCGAGAAAGCUGAAGCAGCUGUUGAAAGGAUCAUGGAAGAUUUCCAAAAAUUAAGACAAUAUGUGCAGGAUUUCGUGAUAAAUGUGGAUGCCAGAACUGGUACAUCAAACGCAAAUGCAAUAGCAGACCUUCAGGAAGAAGAGGAAAGUGUCUACUUCAGUUCUUAUGGGCAUUAUGGCAUACACGAAGAGAUGCUGAAGGACAAAGUGCGGACAGAAAGCUACAGGGAUUUCAUGUACUUCAACCCACAUAUUUUCAAGGACAAGGUAAUCUUGGAUGUUGGAUGUGGGACUGGAAUCCUCUCCAUGUUUGCAGCCAGAGCUGGGGCCAAGCAUGUAAUUGGAGUUGACCAGUCUGAGAUCAUUUACCAGGCCAUGGAUAUUGUGAGGGAAAAUGAUCUGGAUGGUGUUGUAACACUGAUCAGAGGAAGGAUUGAGGACAUAGAUCUUCCAGUUGAUAAGGUGGACGUUAUUGUUUCUGAGUGGAUGGGUUACUUUUUGCUGUUCGAAUCCAUGCUGGACUCGGUCAUAUGUGCACGGGACAAGUACCUGAUGGAAGGCGGUGCAGUGUACCCUGAUAUCUGCACCCUCAGUCUGGUAGCAGUGGGGGACAGGAAAAAACACAAUGAGCACGUUGCCUUCUGGGAUGAUGUGUACGGCUUUAAGAUGUCCUGCAUGAAGAAAGUGGUCAUCCCAGAAGCUAUGGUGGAAAUGCUGAAUCCUGACACCAUCAUUUCAGAGAGCUGUGUUAUCAAGAUGAUGGACUGCAACACUGUUAGAAUCUCAGAUUUGGAUUUCACCUCUGAAUUCUCAUUGGAGGUAACCAAGGAUCAUGAUUGUGUGGCAAUUGCUGGCUACUUUGAUAUUUCAUUUGAGAAGAAUUGCAGCAGUAAGGUCAUGUUCUCCACUGGUCCAAAAAGUACCAAAACUCACUGGAAACAAACUGUGUUUCUUCUGGAACAUUCCAUCUCAGUAAAAAAAGGUGAUGUCUUACAUGGGAAGAUUACUUGCUGCAAGAAUCGAAAGGAUCCUCGAUCAUUAAUUGUAACACUCUUAAUUAACGGUACAAAGCAAACGUACAGUGUUCAGUGAAGAUUUGUUCGCUGGCACCACAAGGUCUGUCUCCACCUCUUCAUUUUGUUUCAACGGAUUUAGCUCUCCGCAUGUCUGAUAAUUGAAUGUCCAUUUGUCAUAUCCAAAUGAAGUAUAAUUUGAAAAUUCAAUGACUUUGAUUUAUUUUUCACAAAUAAAGCUAUUGAAUAACUUGAA